Ambispora gerdemannii is the source of this 2418-nucleotide messenger RNA. NCBI's taxonomy places the organism in Eukaryota, Fungi, Glomeromycota, Glomeromycetes, Archaeosporales, Ambisporaceae. The record is from the annotation of a GenBank genome assembly.
AUGACAGCACCACUCAACCUACGACUAUGCCAGGAAGAUUCACCUGCAUUUCGUAGAGAGCUUGCACUAUGUGAAGAAUCAGUUUUCGGACUAGAGAACACGAUAAAGAGUCUUGUGAAAUUGGCGAAAUCUAGCGUGGAGCUUGCUACUGAAUAUACAAUGAAACAACUUCAAUUCGCACAGGAGCUCGGAAACUUUGCUAACCAACAACCUAAUUCAUUAAUAAGUGAGUUUAUUUUGCGUAUGACCUAUAAACAAACUUAUCACAUAAUGUUACCUGAAUCUGUACUGACGAAAUACUCAUCGUCGCUCCAAGAAGUAGAAAGGAGUCGGAAAAUGCUCCAUCUACAUAUGAGUGAUAUGUUCAUUGAACCAUUAGAAGCAUUUAGCAAAAACGAAAUAGCGCCUUUAAAGGAAGUCAAGAAAAAUUUCGAAAGGGCAAGUAACGAAGCAGACAACGCGUUGUCAAAGUACAUGAGCAAGCGACCGAAAGAUCAAAUGAUUCCAGAGGCAUCAGCUGAAGUCACAGAUACCCGACGAGAAUUUCAUCGACGGUAUCUAGAAUACGUGUCAAAGCUUAACCAACUACAUGCGAAAAAGAAAUUUGAGUUUAUGGAAUAUAUAUUGGCAUUAAUGUUUACAGAGUCAGCAUUCUAUCACCAAAAUUACGAGACAAUGAAAGACCUAGAGCCAUAUAUGAAGGAUGUGACAAGAAUGCUUCAUGAGGCACGCGCGCAAUACAACAACGAUCUAAUAGAUUCUCAAGGACUCAAAAAAACUUUAAUAGAGACAGCCCACGAAACUUACAAUCCGAUGCGACCAGCAACCAAAGAAUUAACCAAUGAAGGCUACACCCGUCUACAAACCGACGGUAACACUCAAUCAUCAGUUGUUCCAAUACCCAAAAAAUCCGGCUACCUAUUCAAAAAAGGGAGUCAACGUGUUCUCCAAUCAUGGACGCGUCGUUACUUUACUAUCGAAGGUGAAUACCUGACUUCGUGUACCCGAAAUGGCAAGGUAUCCGCUAAAGAAGACGAAGAUUCCCUUACGAUAAAUCUUAGAGUUUGUCAUAUUAAACCAGUAGUCAAUUCUGAUAGACGAUUUUGUUUUGAGAUAAUUUCUCCAAUGAGGACUUAUGUGCUGCAGGCAGAAAAUCAAGAGGAAAUGGAUGAUUGGGUGAAAUGUCUCCAGACGGCAGCUAAGGAAGCGAUAUAUGCUGACCAAACACCAGCGUCUUUUGAAGGUGAUUCGGGAGAAUUCAAUGAACUUUUGCAUUAUGAACUAGUCAACGGAAACGGACAUUCUAUUGAGAAUGGCACCAACGAUACAUCGCAGAAAGCCAAUCGACCCUCAAUACACCAAAUAAUGGAACUACCAGGGAACGACAUAUGUGUAGACUGCAAAUCUCCCGGUCCGCAAUGGGCCAGCACUAAUUUCGGCACCUUAUUAUGCAUCGAAUGCUCGGGUAUUCAUCGAAGUCUCGGAGUACACGUGAGUAAAGUUCGAUCGUUAACUCUGGACAAAUGGGAGCCUGAGGCGAUUGAAGUUAUGCUUAAAUUAGGGAAUGAGAAGGUGAAUCAGAUAUAUGAGGCCCAAAUGUUAAAUGAUUUUGAUUCGGAGCUAAAUAGAGCUGAUUGGGACAAGUUUAUAAUAUCAAAAUAUGCGAAAAAGGAAUUUAUUUCUCAAAAAGACAUAAAUGUGCUUUCAAUCCAUCAGGCAUUUUGGGAUGCCAUGAACGAAACCGAUUUGGUCGAGGCGCUUCGAUACUUAUCUCUUGGGGCUGACGUCGAUUACAAAAAUCAAGAAAAAAAUUUCACAACCGCUUUGCAUCAAGCCAUUCUACGGAGUGAUGAUGUGGCCGUAGAAUUUUUACUACAAUGGUUCUGUGAUAUUAAUGCGGUGGAUAAUGACGGGUGGAGUGGAUUGCAUCACGCUGCAGCAAUGAAUAAUGCACGAUUAUUGUUGAAUUUGAUGAAGAGACAUGCAAAUAUUACAUUGAAAGAUAAUAAUAAUAAGGCUCCAGUGGAUAUCGCAUUAGAAAAGCAACAUGUUCAAGCAGUGACAGCACUUCGUCUUUACCAAUUUGAAAGUCAACUAACACAUUCGGAAUAUUCCAGUUUUGGAGUCGAUGAAGCACUAACAAGUAUGAGCAAACCCUCCCUUCGUAGUUUAAAUCUAAAUCUUUCGACUACCAACGAUACCACAACCUCUAAUGCAGGCAAAGUUCGCAGCGCGCCAACAACUCCUCCAUCAUCAUCACAACCAAAUCCUGAUGAUGCUACCACAAGAACUAGCGUCGAUAACGCUGGUAUAAUACCACCGCUGAAUACCAAUAGUUUGGGUGGAAGAUUUACGUUUUCGUCGUUGAAACUUCCCAGUUUCGGAUCAUUGUCCUGGGAGGCGAUUGAUAACGACUAG